AUGUCUACCUCAUUAGUCAAAUAAAUCACAGCCACAGUAUGAGUAGACCUGCAUCCAUUUAUAACAUGAGAUGUAAAUCUAGAAGCAUAUAUGCUACAGCUAAUUUGUAUUAUUAAGUAGUAUGUAUAAUAUUUAUACAUAAGAAGAGUUUAUGGAUGAAAACAUGAACUGUAAAUACUGUAUAGUGUUUAGACAACAAGCAUCAAAACUCAGGAUCUGUUUAAUCCUCUAGCUUUAUUGCCACUUUGUGAUAUUGCCAAUAAUGUUCAUGUAAUCCUUGAAUACCGUGCACACAGUCGUGAAAAAGAAAGUUUGCACAUGACUCCGUACAGUUAUGUAAAAAAUCAAGUGCAUCCUUACUGAAGGGUAGCCGAUCAAAUGCACUUGAUUAACUGAUCAUCAGCAGGUGUGAGUUUCUGUACAGCUGCGGAAGUUUUGGCAGUUUGCUGAUCUGGAGCAUUCAGGUGUCUGUAAACACAAUGCCACAAUCUUCCCAGGAGAGGAUGUCCCAGGAGAUUCAGCCCUAGGUCAGAGCUUGCAAUCCUCAAAAUAAGCUGCAAAAAAAACCCAAGACCUACAUCUGAGACUCUACAGGCCUUAGCUAGCAUGUUAAAUGUUAAAAUUAAUUGGAGAACAAUUAGAAAAGUGAGGCUUGUUUGCUUAUCUUUGCAAAAGUUGCAUUUGAACAGACCACAAGACUUUUGGAACAUAGAUCCUUCGGACAAAUUAGAGCAAAGAGGAGAUGUCUGGUGGCGCCACAUUUGGUGAAAACCAAACACAGCAUAUCUGCACAAACACCUCAUACCAACUGUCUAGCACGGUGGUGAGGCCAUCUGCGAAAGCUUGGCUGAAACUGGGUCAUGCAUCAGUACAACAAUCUCAAACUCAGCAGCAAAUCUGCAAAUGCAUGUCUGAAAAAGAAAAAGAAUCAACGUGUUGCAAUGACCCAGUCAAAGUUCGGACCUUAACCUGACUCAAAUGUUGUGGAGGAACCAUAAAUGAAUGCCUGCAAACCUCAAUAAAAUGAGGCAUUGCUUGAAAGAAGAGUGGGCUGUUAAGAUGUGAAAGACUGAUAAAGUCCUAAUGCAAAAGACUGGGUCAAAUCAUUGCUGCUAAAGGUGGCUCUUUAUGCAGGACUUCAUAGAGUCCAGUGAAAACUUCCUUUUUCACAUGACUAUAGAUGGAUUUCAGCUGUUUGAAAUUAUAAAAAUAAAUGAAUAAAUAAAGGACAGUGAAGAUUUAUUAAUAGAUUUGUUGGGUCUUAAAAGCACAGUGGUUAGUAAUUUUAUAUCAACCAAUUUGUAAAUAUAGCAAUUUAUAAAUAUUGUACCACAGUAUGUAACUGCGCAGUCUGCGUGUCUCCAUUAAACAUCUAUCUAUAGUUAAUCUAUAGAUAGAUAGAUGUUACCUCCUCACUGUCUGCGUGUGUCACUGCCUGCUGCUGGUGGAGCCUCUACACUACUUGCGCUGUCUCACUGUCUACAUGACGGCUCACCAGAUCCUUGGUUAACAACGUGUUAAUGCGAUGAACCUGGAAUGCAUUGAUUAUGGCUGACCUACGGAUGUCACUCGCUGUCCUGGUUGUUCACACUGUCCUAUAUACAGCCUGCCAGGCUCUGUGGUGUAACUGCACCACUCCUCUGUGUCAGAAGUCUGACUUCCAGUGUGAGACCGAUGGGGCCUGCAGGGCUUCCACCAUCUUUAGCAAUGGAAAACAGCAGCACAGCCGCGGCUGUAUCCCACAGGAAGAUCUCGUGCCCCCUGGAAAACCGAUCUACUGCCUCGGUGUAGAAGGCUACCUAUACACGCAGUGCUGCUACACCGACUACUGCAACAGCAUUGACCUCAGAGUACCCACUGAAAUCGGGGGGGGUUACGGCCCGGGUGGGACAUGGAGGCUCGUGGAACUGGUUGCUGUGAUCGCAGGGCCGCUGUUCUUGCUGUGUCUGCUGCUGUUAGUGGGUGCGUUCAUAUAUCAUUAUCACCGGAGGGGCUACAACCACAGGCAAAGGCUGGAGGUGGAGGAUCCGUCCUGUGACCAUCUCUACCUGGCCAAAGACAGAUCCCUGGAGGACCUCCUUUGCAAUCUGUCCACGUCUGGUUCAGGCUCUGGUCUCCCUCUCUUUGUCCAGCGGACUGUAGCCAGAACAAUUGUCCUGCAGGAGAUCAUUGGUAAGGGGCGUUUCGGGGAGGUGUGGCGAGGACGCUGGAGGGGUGGCGACGUGGCUGUGAAGAUUUUCUCAUCCAGGGAAGAGCGCUCCUGGUUCCGUGAGGCUGAAAUCUACCAGACGAUCAUGCUUCGCCAUGAAAACAUCCUGGGCUUUAUAGCUGCUGACAACAAAGACAACGGGACGUGGACUCAGCUGUGGUUGGUGUCAGAUUACCAUGAGUACGGCUCUCUGUUUGACUACCUAAACCGCUACUCUGUCACUACCGAGGAAACGAUCAAACUGGCGCUAUCAGCUGCGAACGGCCUCGCACAUCUGCACAUGGAGAUUCUUGGAACGCAAGGAAAGCCAGGCAUCGCCCAUAGAGACUUGAAGUCCAAGAACAUCCUGGUGAAGAAGAACUGCACCUGUGCCAUUGCCGACCUGGGCUUGGCUGUCCGUCACGACUCUGCCACGGAUACGAUCGACAUCGCGCCCAAUCAGAGAGUGGGAACAAACAGGUACAUGGCCCCAGAGGUUCUCGAUGAGACCAUAAACGCGAGACACUUCGAAUCCUUCAAAUGUGCUGACAUCUACGCUUUAGGCCUGGUCUACUGGGAAAUUGCACGCCGCUGUAACAGUGGAGGUAUCCAUCAAGAAUACCAGCUGCCCUACUAUGAUCUGGUACUGUCUGACCCGUCCAUAGAGGAGAUGAGAAAAGUGGUGUGUGACCAAAAGCUUCGACCCAAUAUUCCAAAUUGGUGGCAGAAUUACGAGGCCUUGCGGAUCAUGGGUAAAAUCAUGAGGGAGUGUUGGUAUGCUAACGGAGCUGCACGCCUGACGGCCUUGCGCAUAAAAAAGACGCUGUCCCAGCUCAGCAUUCAGGAGGACAUUAAAAUCUGAGCAUGUGUGAGACAGCAGAGCACUGAAAAAGAGCACUGAAGAGGACCCGGCCCCUCCAUCCAGACUGAGAGGAAGGGGUCGAGCCUUCUAAAGAGAUGGCACAAUGAAGAGUGGCACUUUGUAAAAUUUUACCGCACAGACACUUCUGUCAGGUUUGAAACCACUUUAUUUCUGACAAACCCUACCUCGCUUUACCCAGCCAAAACAUACAGGAACACCUUCCCUGUCUUAUCCUUAGCUCCCGCUGCCAAACCUCACCCUCGUUGUUCACCCUGCACGCUGCGCUAACACAGUUUCCUGAAUUUCUUGUGUAUGCAGUCAUUAACAGCACAUGUACUUAACCAAGUUACAUUUUAAAAAUCAGCUGCUGGUGUUUUAUUGUUUCAAAGUGUGUUGACAGUAAUUAUUAGUUAGUAAACAGCAUUCGCUUCUUUUGUCUUAGCAGAAGAGCAUUAACCCAUUUAUACUGAUUCUGUUAUAUCAGUAAUUGAAUACUGUGCGGGAGCUUGUGGGCCAUCUGUGUAGGUAGGUUAAUUCCUGCCAUGCCUGCAGCAUUCAAAGGAAGAUUUUAUUGAUACCAGUGUCAUAGAGAUCAGGACUCCUGGUAACCGUGCAGUCCAGGAGAAAUGAGGCCUGCACAGUUUUCACUGUUUCAUUCUCUCUGAGUCUGAACACAGUGCAGAAACAAAUUUAAAAAAAAAAGACUGUGGGGGACUCCUUUGUGAGUUUGUUUUGAGAUUGAAAUGAUUGCUAAGAGGAACAGAUAAGCUGGGAGUAAUAUUUACAUAUCCUGAUUCCUGACAUAUUGCAUUGCUUAGAAAUCCUUUAGCACAAAUAAUUCACCUGAUUUUAGUCUGUUCAUAUUUAGAAAAGUACAUAUUUAGGAAUUAUUAAACAUCACUAGGAUGGAGGGCAGCAGCUACUGCUGACUUUGAUCUUCAUUAGCUUCAGACCACUCACGUAAAAUACAUCAAGAUGCAUGCAGAUCCAUGUGUUGUAUGUUAGUAUCAUAGUCUCCUGUUAUGAAUGCAUAACCUCAGAUAAGCUUGUAUACACAACAUUCAGAUAUUACACUGCCCCUUCAGUGCAGUCCAGAAUCCAUGUUUAAGUUCAUAUUUUAUACUCUUACAGCAUGUCAGCGUUUUUUUCCCCCUCAGGGCACUUUCUUCCUGAUCAAGUAUAUUUACUGCACUGCACAUACACUAGCCUUUUAAUGUGAUACUUCAGAUUAGGUUUGAGUGUGUUUUUAGAUGACUUUUUUAGUCUUUUUUUUUUUUUUUUUUUUUUUUUGUAAAGACAAAUAUUUACCAAAUUACUUUGUGACCUGUGAAGUAACAUCAUUGUAGUUGUCAGAUGACCUGCUUAUAGUACUUUAUUACUGCCAAGCAGUAAGUUAAAUUCAUAUUUCUCUCUAUGCCCCCCUACCCCCACCAUGCUAUACGUCCUUAAUGUGCAUAUUUUGCCUUAUGUAUAUCACUUCACUCUUAACAUUGUCAGAAAUCACUGCAUUUUUUUUUAUGUAUUCAGGAAAAAUGUGCACUUUCUGUCUUGAGCUGUAUGCAGAUUCUGCAGGUACCCUUUGCAUGUAUUCGUGUGAAGCCUGACAGACCAAUUGUGCACUACUACUGACCUCGCUGCAUUAACACCAACCUUUUCUCAGAAUCAUCUCCGGCCACGGCCUCCAGUGUUUAAAAUCACGUCACUGAAAACAAGAAUGUUUACACAAAUCAUGCCAGUCCAGAUGACCUACCUUUCUGACUGGAAAUUGUAAAGAUAAUUUUGCUUUUCUUUAAUCUCUGGGAGAAAGAAGUGUUGAAACGAAAUACUGCUGAAAUGCCUUCGUGUUAGCUCACAUUUUUUUCCAACCUGUGUUGUUUUUUAAAAAAGACCGGGGAGCUCUACUGAAUGUGAAGCAUAUUUAUACUUUCUUUGUUUGCCUUACAAUUUAAAAGUGAAUAUUGCGUUCAGUGUUUUUAAUACUUUGGUGUCUGUAUCCCUUUGGAGGAACGCUGGAGUGAGAGUCAAAACAAAACAAACAACAAAAAAAAAGUAUAGGUAUUAUAUUACAUGUUGUAAAACUCAACGUUUAUGUUAUUGAAAUUAUUCUACUUAAAAAAACUCCUUCAGGACAAUUAUCAUGUAACAUUCAACACAAAUGUAAUAA
Molecule: messenger RNA, 5214 nt
Organism: Pelmatolapia mariae (spotted tilapia)
Lineage: Eukaryota; Metazoa; Chordata; Actinopteri; Cichliformes; Cichlidae
Product: activin receptor type-1B-like
Exons: 9
Coding region: 1548-3050 (500 amino acids)
Biological process (GO): protein phosphorylation; activin receptor signaling pathway; nervous system development
Cellular component (GO): activin receptor complex; plasma membrane
Molecular function (GO): activin binding; ATP binding; activin receptor activity, type I
Source: RefSeq, a predicted model, not a curated record